AUGGGGUCCGAGUCGGUGAAGGUGGUGGUCCGGUGCCGGCCCCUGAACGCCCGGGAGCGGGCCCUCGGCUCGGACGUGGUGCUGUCCGUGGACCUGCGCCGGUGCCAGUGCUCCAUAGAGAAGCCCGGGGCGGCCGACGAGCCCCCGAAACACUUCACCUUCGACGGCACCUACUUCCUGGAUCAGACCACCGAGCAGAUGUACAACGAGACCGCCUACUCUUUGGUGGAGGGUGUCACUGAGGGAUACAACGGGACCAUCUUUGCCUAUGGACAAACUGGAAGUGGGAAGUCUUUCACCAUGCAGGGGGUGUCCGAUCCCGCGGCCCAGAGGGGGGUCAUUCCAAGAGCCUUUGAGCACAUCUUUGAGAGUAUUCAGUGUGCAGAGAACACCAAGUUCCUGGUGAGGGCCUCCUACCUGGAGAUUUACAAUGAAGAGAUCCGAGACCUUUUGGGUAGUGACACCAAGCAGAGAUUGGAGCUGAAAGAGCAUCCGGAGCGAGGCGUGCACGUGCGCGACCUCUCCGUGCGCACGGUGCACAGCGUGGGCGAGUGCGAGAGGAUCGUCGAGCAAGGCUGGCGGAACCGGGCGGUGGGCUUCACGCUGAUGAACAAGGAUUCGUCGCGCUCGCACUCCAUCUUCACCAUCCAUUUGGAGAUCUACAACACAGACGCAGGCGGCCAGGACCGCCUACGAGCAGGUAAACUCAACCUGGUCGACCUGGCCGGGAGUGAGCGCCAGUCCAAGACCGGCGCCACGGGCGAGCGACUCCGCGAGGCCACCAAGAUCAACCUGUCGCUCUCGGCCCUGGGCAACGUCAUCUCGGCUCUGGUGGACGGCCGCUCCAAGCACGUCCCCUACCGGGACUCCAAGCUGACCCGGCUGCUGCAGGACUCCCUGGGGGGGAACACGCGCACCUUGAUGAUCGCCUGCCUCUCGCCCGCGGACAACAACUAUGAGGAGAGCCUGAGCACGCUGCGCUACGCCAACCGGGCCAAGAGCAUCCAGAACCGGCCUCGCAUCAACGAGGACCCCAAGGACGCUCUGCUCCGGGAGUAUCAGGAGGAGAUCAAGAAGCUGCGGGCCCUCGUCUCAGGCAAGCUGGGCCCCGCGCCUCCGCUGGCUGGUCCGGUGUCCGAGGCGCCCCCCGCCGGUCCCUCAGGGCCGCAACCCACCAGCACAGAAGCGGAGAAGAUUAAAGAGGCAACCGCUGAGUACGAAGUGAGGCUGGCCAAGCUGCAGGCCGAGUACAACGCGGAGCAGCGGUCCAGAGCCAAGCUGCAGGAGGACAUGGCCGCGCUGCGCUCCUCUUUUGAAUCCAAGCUGCCCCGUCUGGAAGAGGCUGGAGCCAGCAGGGGGGGCUCCGUCCAUCCGAGGGAUGGGAACGGAAGUUCAUCUCCACAAUCGAGCUGCAGCUGUGUGACGGAGGAUGUUGUGGAAGAGUUGGGCCCCACCCGUGAUCCCACGUGCCACAGCACAUGUGGAGAACCUCCCAUGACCAAGCCCACUGUACCAGCCGCCAGGGUCCAAAAAAACCCUGGCGCCGACUCUCAUGACGCCGCUGCGGGGCUUCCGGACCAGCAACACGUCCUGGAAAGACUGCAGCAGCUGGAGCAGGAGGUGGUUGGAGGCGAGCAGGCCAGGAACAACGAGUUGAAGCAGAGGCAGAGGCACAGGAGGAACCUUGCUGACCAGAGGAAGGUGCACCUCAUCCGCGCUCUGUCCGAGGACAGCGAGGACAGCGAAAACGUGCUGCUGAACGUCUACAACUCCAUCCAGGAGGAGGUGCACGCCAAGAGUCAAGCUCUGGUCAAGGUCCAGGGCAAGCUGAAAGCGGCCAAGCUGGAGAUCCGCGACCUGCAGGCCGAGUUCGAGGUGGAGAGGGACGACUACCUGGCCACCAUCCGGCGGCUGGAGAGGGAGGGCCGCCUACUGCACGGCCUGCUGGAGCGCAUGGUGCCCCUGGUGCGCCGCGACUGCAACUACAGCAACCUGGACCGCUUGAAGAAAGACGCGGCGUGGGACGAGGAGGGCGCCACCUGGAGGCUGCCUGAUGUCGUGGUGCAGAAAACGACGCUGCCUGCAGCGGCGACGCCCAAGCUGUCACCCGGAAGGGGUCCAGCGAGGGACGGUGGAGUGCCGUCCGCAGCCGAUGAGGAGGCGGAGGGGGAGUUAGAGGAGGAGCAGCAGGAGGAGGAGGAGGGGGACCGGUACAGGGAGAUGCUGGACCGGAGCGACAGCGAGAACUUUGCCAGCAGCUACUUCAGGUCGAAGAGAGCGAUCCAUCUGCUGGGACGGGACGCGGCCAGGGGACACGUCCUCCGCCCUCCUCCCCCGGUUAGGGGGGCCGUGACCCCGCCCAUCAGCACUGACUCCGCCCCGCCGCGCCCCUUCCGCCUGGAGUCGCUGGACGUCCCGGUGUCCAACGCUAAGGUGAGGCGCAAAAAGAGCAAAUCUCACAUCCACAACGAGGGGAUUUGAAAAAGGCUCUUUUUCCCGUCACCUGAAUGACUUUGGACUCAAAACACUGCUCACAUACAGCAAAAUCCUAAAUAUAUUUAUUCAUUUUCAUAUCCAAACCAAAAACGUUGAGGCCCAGUUCCUCGACGCCGCAAGUCUCAUUUGGUUUAGAUUCACUAUUUCAAUGUUGAUUUUAAACAAAAUACUACCUACAC
Molecule: messenger RNA, 2675 nt
Organism: Pungitius pungitius (ninespine stickleback)
Lineage: Eukaryota; Metazoa; Chordata; Actinopteri; Perciformes; Gasterosteidae
Gene: kif17
Product: kinesin family member 17
Exons: 14
Coding region: 1-2481 (826 amino acids)
Biological process (GO): mitotic spindle organization; spindle elongation; microtubule-based movement
Cellular component (GO): microtubule associated complex
Molecular function (GO): microtubule motor activity; ATP binding; microtubule binding
Source: RefSeq, a predicted model, not a curated record